UUCUAACGUCGUUACCCCGAAAGGUGCGCUCCCUCUCUCGUUGUUUCUGUUUCCCCCGAGUUUCCCUGCUCCAUUCUCCUCCCCAUUUCCCUCCUCGUCAUCAUCUUCAGGGAUCUCUCCCCGUUCCCAUUGAUUUGUUUAGUUUUAGUUUUCUUUGUGCAUAUAAAUUCUACUCCUUGUUAGUUCAUUUGAUUCUUCUUUCUUUUAGAUCUGUACUGGUAAGUGUGUCUAAAACUCCUCCUCCAUUGAUGACUUUCUUCAUGUGUCGCCCUUUUGUUUUUGUUUUCACUGUGAUAAGUGCUGACAUGGCAAGUUAAAAUUGAGUGUUUUACUGGGUUUUCUUUUUUUUUUUUUCCGGGCGGCGGGUUUUUGGUAAGUUAUCAUUGGGAUUUGUGAAUUAGGAUAGAUCCACGGGGUAUUUUGGUGGAGGGCUUAUUGGAUCUGAAUUCGGGAUCGCUUCUGGUUUCUAGAUCUGAUAUGAGAUUGUUAAUGGCGGCUGUACAUGUUUUUAAGCCUGUCAGCAUUGCGAUUCACCUGCAUGUGUCCCAUAUCCAUCCUGUUCCCCAUCGUAGAUUUUCCAUAAAGUUGGUAGAUCUUGGUGGCUCCUUUUUCUGUUUCGAAGUUUACUAUACUAGAUUCCUCACUGCCUUGUACUAAUAACAAGCAUUAGCGAUUCAAUUUUGUCGAUUUCGUUUAGAUGUUUGCUAAACUAUAAGUCCAACCCACUACCCGUGUUCUUUGACAUGUUUGAAUGCCAUGUGAUCUUUUAUAGUGGGGAUUUAUCUGGCAGUUAUCAAUUGAUGAAUAUUUUUCGUUGAAUGAAUGUUUAGUAGUAUGCUAUGGGUGUUUGUUUUUGGGUAGCAUACAUGAUGUAAUGUGGGGGUGCGUUUGGAAAUGUUUGUUUAUGCUGAUGUAUUGAAUGAUUUUGUUUAGGCUAUAAAACUCAUCUAAUUUGGAUUUUACGUUGACGUGCAUAUUGAUCUAAUUGUGAAUUGAGACUGGGAUUAAUUCUUCUGUUCUGUUUCAUUUGAUGAUCCAGAGCAAUGGCCUCCCACAUUGUUGGAUAUCCCCGUAUGGGACCCAAGAGAGAACUCAAAUUUGCUUUGGAAUCUUUCUGGGACAAGAAGAGCACCGCCGAGGAGUUGGAGAAGGUGGCUGCUGACCUCAGAGCUGACAUCUGGAAGCAGAUGUCCAGUGCUGGCAUCAAGUACAUCCCCAGCAACACCUUCUCAUACUAUGAUCAGGUUCUCGAUACUAUUGCAAUGCUCGGUGCUGUUCCACCAAGAUACAACUGGACCGGUGCUGAAAUCGGGUUUGACACUUACUUCUCCAUGGCCAGAGGAAAUGCCUCUGUCCCUGCCAUGGAAAUGACCAAGUGGUUUGACACCAACUACCAUUUUAUUGUUCCUGAAUUGGGACCUGAUGUCAAGUUCACUUACGCUUCCCACAAGGCAGUUAAUGAAUACAAGGAGGCCAAGGCGCUUGGAGUUGAAACUGUUCCAGUUCUUGUUGGACCAUUUACUUUCUUGAGCUUGUCCAAACCUGCAAAGGGUGUUGACAAGACUUUCCCUAAACUUAGCCUUCUUGACAAGAUCCUUCCGGUUUACAAGGAAGUAAUUGCUGAUUUGAAGGCCGCUGGUGCAUCCACAAUUCAGUUUGAUGAGCCCGUCUUGGUUAUGGAUCUUGAAUCCCAUCAAUUGGAAGCAUUCGUUAAGGCUUACUCCGAAUUGGAGUCAUCUCUUGCUGGCUUCCAUGUUAUUGUUGAGACCUACUUUGCUGAUGUUCCAGAAGAGGCAUACAAGGUCCUCACCUCCUUGAAAGCAGUUUCAGGCUUUGGUUUUGAUUUGGUCCGUGGAACCAAAACUCUUGACCUUAUCAAGGCUGGAUUCCCUGCUGGCAAGUUCCUCUAUGCUGGAGUUGUUGACGGAAGGAACAUCUGGGCCAAUGAUCUCGCUGGAUCUCUCACCACCUUGAAGGAACUUGAGGGCAUUGUUGGAAAAGACAAGCUUGUUGUCUCCUCAUCUUGCUCUCUUCUCCACACUGCCGUGGAUCUUGUUAAUGAGCCUAAGUUGGACAAGGAAAUUAAGUCUUGGCUUGCAUUUGCUGCUCAAAAGGUUGUUGAAGUUAAUGCAUUGGCCAAAGCUUUGGCUGGACAGAAGGAUGAGGAAUUUUUCUCUGCCAAUGCUGCUGCUCAGGCUUCCCGAAAGUCCUCCCCCAGGGUGACAAAUGAGGCUGUUCAGAAGGCUGCUGCUGCUUUGAGGGGAUCUGACCACCGUCGUGCCACAAAUGUUAGUGCUAGACUUGAAGCUCAGCAAAAGAAGCUCAGUCUUCCCCUUCUUCCUACAACAACCAUUGGAUCUUUCCCUCAGACUUUGGAGUUGAGGAGAGUUCGCCGUGAGUACAAGGCCAAGAAGAUUACCGAGGAGGAAUAUAUUACUGCCAUCAAGGCUGAAAUCAAGAAGGUGGUUGAUCUCCAGGAGGAUCUUGACAUUGAUGUCCUGGUUCACGGUGAACCUGAGAGAAACGAUAUGGUUGAGUACUUCGGUGAGCAGCUUUCUGGGUUUGCAUUCACCGCCAACGGUUGGGUGCAAUCUUAUGGAUCUCGCUGUGUGAAGCCCCCAAUCAUCUAUGGUGAUGUGAGUCGCCCAAAGCCCAUGACCGUUUUCUGGUCCACUGCUGCUCAGAGCAUGACCAAGCGCCCAAUGAAGGGAAUGCUUACUGGCCCUGUCACCAUUCUCAACUGGUCCUUUGUCCGUAAUGACCAGCCCAGAUUUGAAACAUGCUACCAGAUUGCUUUGGCUAUCAAGGAUGAAGUAGAAGAUCUUGAGAAGGCCGGUAUCACUGUCAUUCAGAUUGAUGAAGCUGCUUUGAGAGAAGGUUUGCCUUUGAGGAAGGCUGAACAUGCAUUCUACUUGGAUUGGGCUGUCCACUCUUUCAGAAUUACCAACGUCGGCGUUGAAGACACAACCCAGGUUCUUUCUUCUACCUAUUUGACCCCCAAUUUGUGUUUAUAAAUGCAAUCCUCUAGUUUCAGUAUUUUGAUGAGUUUGUGUUUUGCAUACUACAGAUCCACACUCACAUGUGCUACUCCAACUUCAACGACAUCAUCCAAUCCAUCAUCGACAUGGACGCUGAUGUGAUCACCAUUGAGAACUCCCGAUCAGAUGAGAAGCUCCUCUCUGUUUUCCGUGAGGGAGUCAAGUACGGUGCUGGAAUCGGACCUGGUGUCUACGACAUCCACUCCCCAAGAAUACCGUCAACCGAGGAGAUUGCUGACCGAGUGAAGAAGAUGCUUGCUGUGCUUGACACCAACAUCUUGUGGGUCAACCCUGACUGUGGUUUGAAGACCCGUAAGUACACAGAAGUGAAGCCAGCCCUCCAACACAUGGUGGUAGCCGCCAAGCUCAUCCGUGCCGAGCUCGCCAGCGCCAAAUGAAGAUGUCAAGAAAGGGUGAUACCCGGGCUUUAAUACUUAAUUCAUUGUUUGCUUCACAACAUUUGAAAGAAAUAUCCUAUUUUGCUUUCAAUAACACUUGUGGUUUACUGAAAAUGUCGUCAAAUUAGGUGUAGUAGUUGGCCCUGCCCGACUGGGGUUGGUCAUUUUUACUUUGUUUGUUUCAAAUUUUUGGUUUAAAUCCCAUGUUUUGGUUCCCUCUUCAUCAUAUAUGUUUACUUUUUAAACAAGUACUGCCUACUAGAGAGUAGCCCACGGCCCCCUACUUAUAUAUACCCAAAGGAAUUUGAAGUGCUUUUUUAUACAAUCGGUUGUUUCGGGUUCAUUCAUCUUGUCUUGUCACUCUUUCGAACAUUUAUAACGGGAGAAUUUAUGUUACUACCGGAUCCAAUUUAAUCUUAAAACAACACCUUAAAAUCAAACUUCAGGGAAAAAUCAUCAUUUUGCCUGUCUUCAUGAAGAAAAUUAAUGUUAGCAUGUUUAGCAAUUGCCACUGUCACUUCAAUAAUGAGCUCAACGAGAC
Messenger RNA from Oldenlandia corymbosa var. corymbosa, 3977 nucleotides. Lineage: Eukaryota; Viridiplantae; Streptophyta; Magnoliopsida; Gentianales; Rubiaceae. The record is from the annotation of a GenBank genome assembly.